CACUGUUGAAAUAAAUUAAAGUCUAUUCCCUUCACUCCAAAUAUUUGUUUGAUGUAUAAGUUUAGAUCAUAUGUUUGCAAAGGAAAAUGACUACUUUUGAUGAUAUUCUGAAGGAAAUAGGAGAGUUUGGACCUUACCAAAAACGGGUGUACACCCUAUUGUGCUUCCCAAGCUUCAUUUUAUCGGCAUUAUUAGUAGUUCAAGUGUUUCUUUUAGGAACUCCAGAUCACAGGUGCAAACUUCCUGAUUAUGCAAAUGAUACUUUUGAAAGUCAAGGAGAAAUUCACGACCAGUAUGUGCACAGUUGGAUCCCGCCUGACGAUUCAGGGGAGCACACAUAUGACAGGUGUCAUCUCUAUGCCAAUAAUCAUACAGAAAACAACUCUACAACUAAAUUAAAGUGUACAGAAUGGGUCUACGAUGAAACAGUUUACAAACGUACAUUUGCAAAGAAGCUCGAUAUGGUUUGUGAUGAUGCCAUAAAGAUACCAAAUGCUCAGAUGAUCUUUUUCUUUGGUGUACUUUUUGGAUCAUUUGUGUAUGGACAGAUGUCCGAUAUAAUCGGACGCCGGAAGACAUUGUAUAUUUCCAUACUGGUUCAGCUGGGUUCCUCUCUUGGUCUCGUUGGCAUGUAUGAGUACAUUGGAUUCUGUAUCCUUAUGUUCAUUAUGGGAGGUGCGACGCUUGGCGUUUAUAUGACGUCAUACGUUAUAGGUAUGGAACUGGUUGGUCCGAGUAAGAGGUUAUGGACAGGCACCGUUGCUGCAUUGUUCCUUACAACGGGUCAGCUUUAUCUGGUGCUUAUGGUUUAUCUGAUCAAAGACUGGAAAUAUUUUACUCUUGCAGUCGCCAUACCAGGCUGUCUUUUUCUACCGUAUUAUUGGAUAAUUCCCGAGUCUUGCAGAUGGCUUCUUAGCAAGGAUAGGAAAGAUGAAGCAUUGAUCAUACUUAGAAAGGUCGCAAAAAGCAAUAAAGCUCAGCUUAAUGAAAAGGUUGUUGAUGAGUUGCAACCUCCUCAAAAGGAAGGGCGUGUGUGGCAUCUGUUUUCAGACAGAUUGCUUGGUCGAUGGUCUCUGAUCAUCUUUUUUAAUUGGUUCGUGUGCAGUAUGUCAUAUUACGGUGUUGUCCUAAAUACGGGCAACCUUGGUGGAGAUCUCUUCUUUAAUUUCGUACUUCUUACUAUCGCUGAAUAUCCAGGGAAAAUUCUAGACAUGCUUUUAUUAGAUAGGAUUGGCCGUAAAAGAUUGUACGUUGGUUAUCUCUUCGUCGGAGGUAUAGCGUGUAUAACAACAAUUUGGCCUAUUGUAGAUGGUAGUGAUGAGCUACACUAUGUCCUUAUAGCUCUAGCUAUGAUAGGCAAGCUAUGUAUUACUGGUGCGUUUGGAGCAGUUUAUGUUUUGUCAGCAGAAAUCUUUCCCACUGUUGUCCGCAAUGCUGGUAUGGGUUCGAGCUCAGCUGUGGCUAGAAUUGGAAGCAUGAUUGCCCCUUACAUUGCUAAAUCUGCUGAUCUAGUUAGUGGGGCACGAGGUAAAUCUAUUCCUCUAACUGCGUUUGGUGUUUCCAUGUUUAUUGCAGCACUUCUGGCGCUGUUUCUUCCAGAAACUCUAAACAGAGAACUUCCCGAAACAAUAGCUGAUGUACACAAUCUUAAACGAAACGUAUAUGAGGAGACUAUGGAGAAGGGGCAAGAGAAAAAUCCCACCGGUGUGACAAAUGGACGUUCGACAAACCUGAAAGAGGAGGACAGAUUAUAAAAAUCAUUACUUGAAUGUCUUUAAUAGAAAUAGUUGUUUUUUGUGGUUAUGUUUCCUCUUUACAUUCCAUACUUUGUUAUCAUACACCAUAAAUACUACUAUAAAUGGUAACAAAACAAUUUGCAUAGCUUUGAAUAACCGAAAGCGUGCAAAAUAACUAGAAGCGGACUAAAUAACCGGUUAUUGGACCCCUCGGGAUAUCUGACGUCAAUUUUGAAGUCUUUUAUACUGAGUCGACGCGAAAUUCACAAUUUAUUUAACGUUGAUAUUUUAUAUCACUGACUGAUUCCAACAACUGAUUAACCUUAUUGGCAACCUGACUGCACUUUCGUGCAAAAUAAAUUAAGUCUGCUAAUAACAGCUUCAGGCCCCGCCUUUGCCGUUUAUCAAUUACAUAUUGAAGCAUAAGAAAUUAAAUAAAAAGGAAAAACUUUGCAGUAUAAUCUCUACAUGAAGCUGAUUUUUAAGAUUAUCCGUUAAUCGCCGGUUAUAACAUUUAAACGACCAAUCGUAAAGAUUAAUCGUACAGAUUAAAGCUACACUUUCCCGCUAUAAUCACAUAUAAGAAACAAAAAUAUAUUCAUAAUGUAGAUAUUAUUUUGCUUUGUUUUUAUAUAUUAUAGCCUUAAUAUAACUAUAAAUGGAGUAAUGGCGCUAGUACUCUAGUUUAAACUCCCUAGUGAUAGUCCUGCUAUUGACAGUUUCAUAAACAGAAACUAUGUAGACCUUCCUACUUAUAUUAUUAAACGAAUAUUUUGUUUAUAUAUAUAACUGUUGAAAGAGGCCCAUGAAAUUUAUAAAACUAACACCCUUAUUUUAUCAAACAAAUUAUUAAACCGCCAUUGAAUAAAGUUUUGAGUAAAGAAGUCCUUUUCUUGUAACUACUUUUUUACCAAACAUAAAAUCGUUGAGUUAUCUGAAAUCGAAAUAUGUUUUUAAGAACGAAAAGAAUGUUUCCAAAAAUGUUAUGACAUGUUUAUACUUUAUAUACACUUGUUAAGCAAAAUAAAAAAAAACUACCGCUUUA
This is a messenger RNA of Mercenaria mercenaria, 2781 nucleotides long. RefSeq names its product organic cation transporter protein-like. Gene Ontology annotation, biological process: transmembrane transport. Gene Ontology annotation, molecular function: transmembrane transporter activity. The transcript is spliced from 10 exons. Gene Ontology annotation, cellular component: membrane. The record is from RefSeq and is a predicted model, not a curated record. The coding region runs from base 87 to 1754 and encodes 555 amino acids. NCBI's taxonomy places the organism in Eukaryota, Metazoa, Mollusca, Bivalvia, Venerida, Veneridae.